Molecule: messenger RNA, 1140 nt
Organism: Oncorhynchus kisutch (coho salmon)
Lineage: Eukaryota; Metazoa; Chordata; Actinopteri; Salmoniformes; Salmonidae
Product: glutathione S-transferase theta-3
Exons: 5
Coding region: 118-843 (241 amino acids)
Biological process (GO): glutathione metabolic process
Cellular component (GO): cytoplasm
Molecular function (GO): glutathione transferase activity
Source: RefSeq, a predicted model, not a curated record
UCCUCCUCGCGCUCCAGGGGUGUGGUAUAUAGUUUCCGAAGAGAAGUAGAACGCUUCCAGAAAUUCUAGAAGUCAUUCGGGGUUAGACGUGAAGACUAUCUUUGCUUUGUAUUAAAGAUGGCGUUGGAAAUGUAUUUAGACCUUUUCUCACAGCCAUGUCGCUCGGUGUAUAUCUUUGCCAAGAAGAACAACAUUUCUUUUGAUUUUAUGAAGGUUUCGCUUUUGGAAGGAGAGCAGUAUGGAGAAGAGUUUGGGAAGAUCAACAUGAUCAGGAAAGCUCCUGCAAUCCGAGACGGAGACUUCUGCUUGGCUGAAAGCAUUGCCAUCAUGAAGUAUCUGGCAGAGAAGUACCAGACCUCAGACCACUGGUAUCCAGCCGAUCUGCAAAAGCGUGCCCGUGUCAAUGAAUACCUGUCCUGGCAGCACAUGGGCAUACGUAUGCAUGGCUCAAAGAUGUUUUGGCUCAGGCUCUUGAUUCCAAAGAUCAUGGGUGUGGAGGUCCCCAAGGACAAGAUGGAUGGAGCCCUGGAGGACCUGGAAGGCUCUCUGAAACUCAUUGAAGAAAAGUUCAUUGGGGACAAGCCCUUUAUCGCAGGAGAGCAGAUCUCCUUGGCCGACCUGGUGGCCAUUGUUGAGAUCAUGCAGCCUAUCGGUUCCGGUUUGGAUGUGUUUGAGGGGAGACUUAAGCUAAGUGCCUGGCGAGACAGGGUUCAGGCGGAGAUCGGGAAGGAGCUGUUCGAUGAGGCUCACCAGGGGAUUCUUGCGUCCCAGGAAAUGGUCAAGAAUAUGGACAGCAGCAAGCUGCAGAUCUUCAAACCCAAGAUUUUGAGAUUAUUCCUCUGAAUGCUCCAAUGACCGUGUAGAGGAAUUCAAAUUAAGCUGGUCCUCAGAGAAAUAAUCAAUCUGUUAUUUAGCCACUAUGCAGCAUGUAACAUAACAGUGUAACAUAAUAACAAAAACAUCUACAUUUCCUCUAUGGAAAACAUUUCCUGUUAGUGCCAAUUACAUACAUGAUUUCUUUAUUCUAAUGUUCUAAAAAGAUGUAUAUUUACCGUUCACUGUUUUUGACUGAAUAACGUAUUGAAUUCAGACGACCAGGUUUAACGUUUGCAAACAAUAUAUUAUCCGUUUCAAAGUUGA